Messenger RNA from Pogoniulus pusillus (Red-fronted tinkerbird), 3080 nucleotides. RefSeq names its product homeobox D3 (gene HOXD3). Gene Ontology annotation, biological process: embryonic skeletal system morphogenesis; anterior/posterior pattern specification; regulation of transcription by RNA polymerase II. Gene Ontology annotation, cellular component: nucleus. The transcript has 2 exons. The coding region runs from base 13 to 1260 and encodes 415 amino acids. The record is from RefSeq and is a predicted model, not a curated record. Gene Ontology annotation, molecular function: DNA-binding transcription factor activity, RNA polymerase II-specific; RNA polymerase II cis-regulatory region sequence-specific DNA binding. Lineage: Eukaryota; Metazoa; Chordata; Aves; Piciformes; Lybiidae.
GGGCAGCAGUCAAUGUUAUUUGAGCGGGGGCCGCUGGCCUCGACGAUCGCAGAGCGGAGAAUGCAGAAAGCCGCCUACUACGACAACGCCGGGCUCUUCGGGGGCUACUCCUACAGCAAGGCCGAUGCCUAUCCCUACGGCGCGGCCCACCAGCCCUACGGCCAGGCCGGUCUGGACGGCGAGUACCCUGGCUCCGCCUGUUCCGUCCAGGGCUCGGCGCCCGGUCGCGCCCCGGCCCAUAAGGGCAGCGAGCUGAGCGGCAGCUGCAUGCGGACAGCCGGGGGCGGCCCUGGGGGCAGCCAGCCCCCAGGCAUCGGCGAGCAGCAGCCCCCGGCGCUGCCCCCCUCCUCCCCGCCCAACCCCCCUCCCAGCGCGCCCCCUCCGAAAAAAAACAAAGGGAGCCCAAACUCGUCCGGCUCGGCCACUGCCACACUCAGCAAGCAGAUAUUCCCCUGGAUGAAGGAGUCCCGGCAGAAUUCCAAGCAGAAAAGCACCUGCACCCCCUCAGGAGAGAGCUGCGAGGACAAGAGCCCCCCUGGGCCGGCCUCCAAGCGGGUGCGCACAGCCUACACUAGCGCGCAGUUGGUGGAGCUAGAGAAGGAGUUUCACUUCAACCGCUACCUGUGUCGGCCACGCCGGGUAGAGAUGGCCAACUUGCUCAACCUGACUGAGCGGCAGAUCAAGAUCUGGUUCCAGAACAGGCGGAUGAAGUACAAGAAGGACCAGAAAGCCAAAGGCAUCAUGCACUCCCCCGUCGGACAGUCCCCGGACCGUAGUCCCCCCCUGAGCGGCCCAAAUCACGUCGGCUACUCCAGCCAGCUCCCCAGCGUCAACAGCCUCGGCUACGACGCGCCCUCGCCCACCUCUUUCGCCAAGUCCCAGCAGAGCAUGUACGGGCUGGCCGCCUACACGGCGCCGCUGAGCAGCUGUCUGCCGCAGCAGAAGCGCUACGCGGGCGCGGAGUACGACCCCCACCCCAUGCAGAGCGGCGGCGGGGGUUUCGCUAACCCUAGCCUUCAGGGCAGCCCUGUCUACGUCGGGGGCAACUUCGUGGACUCGAUGCCGGCCUCGGGCCCCAUGUUCAACCUGGGGCACCUGCAGCACCCUUCCUCCGCCAGUGUGGACUACAGCUGCGCUGCCCAGAUCCCCGGCGGCCACCACCACGGACCUUGCGACCCCCACCCCACCUAUACGGACCUCUCCUCUCACCACUCCUCUCAGGGACGGAUGCAAGAGGCACCCAAGCUUACGCAUCUGUAGCGGGGCGGCGGCCGGCGGGGCCCGGUCUCCUCUCCAUUACCUCACUUUUCUGAAGGGACAGUGUGACUGUGCUCUCGAGUGCCAACAGUAUUAGUGGAUUUGUCUCCCCUAGCAGUUCCCGUCCUUCUUCCGCAGCCCUGAGUAGGUCCGUGAGCAGGAGCCUUUCUCUUAGAGCUGUUCUAAGCAUGACAGUGCAAUAUACUGCAAACCGAGGGACUGAUAAGCUGGUAAUAAUGUACUUGAAGGUAAGUCUUAGAGAUGCCGUAGUGUUAGCAGCGCGUCAUGCUGAGGUGUUUUAGACCAGUCGUGAGCAGUGGGAACUUGCCCGCGCGUAAGCUUAUUUCAGAGAAGUUAAUUUAUGAAUUCUUCCGUAGUGUAAGGAUCACAUCGGACUAAAUGAUAUGUAUUUAUUAUUUUAAGCGAGACAUUUUUGUAUCACCGAUUAUUUAUCCUCGUCUUAAUGUAUUUAUGUGGGUAUUUGUAGAGUUUCUUCACCAAUACUUCGGGAGAGCAAUUCAGGUCCGUGGUGACUUACAUUUCACCUACUUAGUAUAUUCGGUCUGAGCUAGUUGAGAAGAGUAGUCUUGAACAGUUGUAACAGUGGCUGGUGUUUGUAGUUUAUAUAAGGAUUAAUUAAGACAGCAAGUCGUAAGUCAUUAAUAGAGUAAAACAAGCCGUGGCAUCGCACAAAGAGCUGUUAAACUUUAGGAAAAAAAAAAAGAAAACAAAAACAAAGCAAGAAAGUAUUUUUAAAGUAUUUAUUUCUAACUGGGCUGGCCCUGCUGGCGUGCUUGGGUGCCUUGGCUGGCAGUGGUCUCAGCUGAGUGAAGCCACCUUGAGUUGGAAGGCAGCUUUGAGGAGGUGAUCUACAAAGCAGGGCACUUGACCAUCUUGUUUCAGAUAAAAUCCUGCAUACAGAAACCUCGAUAAGGUUAACGUGUAUUUAUUGACUGGGUAUCUAUGGCACAUAUUACUAUUUCGGUGGGCCUUUUUUUUUUUUUUUUUUUUUUUUUUUUGGGUAUGCGAACUAGGAAAGAAAUUAGAAGCUUAGAAAGAAAAACCAAAACCAAAACCAACCACAAGCAAACAAAAGCCUAAAUCCACCACCACCACCAAAAUCCCCAACAACAAACCGAAAAAAUCCAAACCUUCUGAUAGUGCUAAUUUCAUUAGGGUCUCCAUAGAAAUCCAUGCAGCAGCUGCCGCCUCCUUUGUUAUUUAUACUGUUGCUUUAUUCUAACUAUAAAUCAGGUGGGUUUUUUUUUUUUUUUGGACGUUUUUGGAAGCCCGAACUUUUCCUAUUUGUUUUGUUUUGUUUGUUUUAAAUAAACUUUGAAACAAAAAUUGACAAUCAGAUGCACAUAGGCGAGUGGGGCCGCCGGGACGGGUGCAGGCACCGUCCAGGCGAUGCUGCCUCGCUCUCCCAGCCAGAAUAGUAAAAGAUAAAAACAAAACAAACAAAACCCCCCCCAACCCUCAUUAAACCCAGGAACCAUGCUCUGAACCAUCGUUUUCCCCCUCUCUAGUUACACAGCCGUGUGCAUCCCUCGCUGGAAUUAGAGAUACUUCUUUUGUAAAUGUUGCCAUUAAAGUUUCUUUUUGAGGGUACAAGUCGCUCUGAGAAGACUGUUCUUACCUCUUUUUAGAAGCAGCCAGUUAAAGAUUAAUCCUAACUUCUGUAUUCCCCACCAAAUCGUCUUUAUGAGCCACUUCCCAGACUGACAAACAUUGCAGCUCCUACUCCAUCCUCUAAUGACAGGACCUGGCAUCCCUAUUGUGCGAAAUACUUUUAACUCCUCCAAUUCUGGUCAACAAAGACA